GUGACACAUUGCUAGGUCAUAAUGCAUUUGAGUAUAUUGUGUGUUUUAUUUCUGGCACCCUGUGUUUUGGCCGAUGAUUGGGAGGAUUUUACUAAUAAUCUUGCCACGGACCUGGCCCCUUUGAUUACUCUCUUCGGCGAGCGUCUUACCAAACAAUUUCUUUCCGAGUCGAUAAGCCUUCUAGACAACAUAAUCUUCGCCUUAUCACCACUGGGCGUAUUGACGGCCGUCGUCUCCGUGAUUCGAGUAUGCGGCGGUUCCUCCCUUCGUGCUUUCAUCGGCAGGGCACAAGAAGGUCCCGCUGAAGCUGAAAGUGAACUUCUACCUUGUGUGUCAGAGUCUACGGCCGAACUCUUCAAUGAAGGGGGUAUAUCGCGGGUCUUUGGUAGACCUAAGAUUGUGGAAAUUGUAAUGUGGGAGGAGGAGAAUAUGCAAGAUGGGAAGAAAACCAUCGAGAUUGGAACGCUACGCGAUGCUUUAAAGAAACGCGCUUGGUCUGCUCAAGGUUCAGGUCUUUCGGAUGAAGAUCUGUUUGAUCCAGCCCGUCUGCCUGAACUAGAUAUUCCCAAUCUGUCUUUGAACAAGGGAAUCAAGAGACGUGACCAGUUUUGGUUUCAUGGUGCUGCUAUAAUAGGUGCUUUGCUGCAACUUGGUGUCCUGGUCUAUGCUGCCCUCACCGUGUUCGCGUUCCCUGGAUCCUUCCAGAAAGAUGGAAAAGCCGUUCCGAGCUAUGCAUUCCCCUUUUAUAUCGUUGGGACUACUUUCCUGUUUAUGGGAAUGCUCUGCUGUGCAAUCAUUAUUGAGCGCUCUUCCAAGGAGUAUCACUUCAAGCCUAACAAACCUAGCAAGAUAUUCUGGCUGCAGCCCGGGAAGCAAAACGUUGGAGAUCAAGUCUUCAAUGCAUUUAUGGCUGUCAAAGAGGGACCACAGUCAACCAUGACGAUGAAAAUGGAGUAUAUCAAGUCGGUACGAGUCCGAAAAUAUGAUGGGAGGCAUUUAGAGAUCUACAUGACACUUUCCUCCACGCUGCUGGGGUUCAUCUUUCAGUUCAUCGGACUUAGAGGAUUGCACGCCUCAGUUAUCCUCGCCCAGCUGGGGUCAACCUUCGUCAUGUCCAUUUUGCGCACAUGUCUUCGAACAGAGCGGAUGCAGCAGGACGAAAAUAAAAUCAGAGAGGAGCGGGAGCUCGCAUCACACAAGCAACAGGAGUUGGAUUGCUUUACGUUUCAUCUCAAGGAUGCUGAGUCUUUUGAAGUUCUUGGGCCGUCAUUAAGAGAGACAGCCUUGACAGACUCAUCCAGCGGAGUCUCUCAACUGCACCCGUCUUUGAUCGAUCAACUUAUACAAACAAGAGCGCGACUGGCAGAGUUGACAACGAGUUCCAGUCACGGCUUGACGGUAGGAUGGGACCAAAUGCCAAUUCGAAAGGUAGCCCAAGAUCUCGCCCUUGUGAUCGAAUCGACAAUGGACCUCAUGUCAACCUGGAAUGUUGAUUUCGGAAAGUCUUUCGAGCUUCGGCUGGGUAUUGAGUGUCAAUAUCUACCUGUGGAAAGAAACUCCCCAGUUCGAAAUGACUACGCAAUUCGUCUUUCAAGAUGCGGUGAUGCUCUAAGAUGGCAAGUUGAUACGAAUGAGCUAGAGGCGGUUCUUGGUCUUUGGGUGUGGUCGUUAUAUAAAUCUGACGAAUCCUGGCGUCAGCCACUCAAUCGCAUGGUUGGACUCACAGCAGAUGAGGCGAGUAAGAAAGAGACGUAUCUUCUCUUUCAUAAAUGGGUCUUUCGACAGACCGAGGCAAGACUGGUUUCUUCGAAGAUGAUCGACUCAUCGCGGCGUUUAUUCGGAUUUGACGCCGAUGACUACUUUCACGACAAUGACAUUCUUAUCAUGAGAACGGAGAAUAAGCUUGAACUCAUGGCUGCUCAGGACCUGUAUAUCAAUUUCCUCCAAGACGCGUUUGAUUGUUUCAACGAACUUGGGGGAGAAACUGAUAUAGUCACUGGAUUACAAAAUACAUUCGAGGUCCACAACACACGAAUCGACGAGAUGAUGCACUGCUUCGAGAGAUGCGGCUUGGGGUCCCGAGAGGAUGCAUUGCUAUGCAUCGUCCCUGUCUUGCGAAAUAAACACCUCUUACCACAGUUCACCGCAUAUUGCACCAACGCUAGAAGGAGUGUAGAACGCUUGAUUCUGCAGAAUGACUGGAAAACAGCCUUUGAUCUCGUUCGGUGGAUCUGCCAAAGAACUGAAGGCGUUGAGUUGGAGCGAUCUGUUUACCAGCUUGGCUAUCUUUGUCGUCGGGCAUUGCUUGACACGUCCAAAGUCGCCCAAGACGUAGGAAUUGAGAAUACAUGCCGGAUACUUGACUCUGAUGUUGAAACGGACUUCUUCAAAGCACAAAGACUGAGCCCUCCUGCCAGGUGGUCAGUGUCGCCAGAAUACCAGCAAUGGUGGGCCAUGCUUGCAAAGCAGGUCGGAUGGAUUGCUUGGCGCAUAUCAGUCAACGUGGAAAGCAUGAAACGGACACAACCCGCUCUGAGAACGCGGCGAGUAGAAGAGGCGCUGUUCUCGCAACCUGGUAUCCAACACUUGACGGUUACUGCCGAAAAGGGAACAACAGCUAUUCAAGAUUGGCUCACCUUGAAUUAUAUCAAUCUUGACAGUGAAGCCGAUGCAGAUGAGAUAGGUUAUAAGUUGGCCCGUGAGGCUGGGUUUUACGGCCUUCUAUAUUUCAUCUUGGUGAGAUGGAUUGAGCUUGAUUCUACUCACCCAGGCCUCAUUCAGCAUGCCUAUUGUGUUGCCGCGAAGAACCAUUGUGACUGGGGUAUUCAAGUCCUUCUACAAUAUGGAACAGAUAUCAAUACACUCGACGGUGUGGGUGAAAGUUCUGCAUUGGCGGAAGUCGUUUUUCAUGGAGACUUGGAAGCUGCUCGCACUCUCCUGAAUAAUGGAGCCAAUCCUGAUGGAGAUGAACAGGCGCCAGAUUCCCGCCCUUUGCAAGUAGCUGUCCUGAGGGGCAUGACAGAGAUGAUCCGUUUACUGCUGGAUCACGGCGCCGAGCUAGAGAUUGAAGACAGUGUAGGAUUGACUCCGCUGCACCUGGCAAGCCGACAAAACUGUCUGGAUACUGUUCCAAUUUUGCUUUCUCAAGGAGCAGAUGUUGAAAGAAUGGAAUUGAAUAAAUACACUUCACUCCAUUCUGCUGUGUUAGGAGGACACCUUCAAAUGACCCAGCUGCUUCUCGAAGGUAACGCUGACAUCAACGCCCGCGACGGAAGAUAUGGCCAGAGUCCUUUGAUGCUGGCGGUCAGAGAUUCAAACGUCGAUAUUCUUCGUUUGUUGUUAGCUAGAGGCGCUGACGUUCAACUACGUGAUAAUGAAGGGCUAACUGCUUGGGACCAUGCAAGGGGAGCUCGCCGUGAUGAUAUCGUUGCUAUUUUGGAGGGGAUCAAUGGUGAACGUAGGCCAAUGGAUACAUAGUUGGAGAAGAUAUCACAUGACAGCGUUCAAUCUGAAGAGAAUCUCUGUACAAUUGAAACUACUUAUGGAC
Messenger RNA from Penicillium brasilianum, 3547 nucleotides. The record is from the annotation of a GenBank genome assembly. Lineage: Eukaryota; Fungi; Ascomycota; Eurotiomycetes; Eurotiales; Aspergillaceae.